This is a messenger RNA of Miscanthus lutarioriparius, 426 nucleotides long. NCBI's taxonomy places the organism in Eukaryota, Viridiplantae, Streptophyta, Magnoliopsida, Poales, Poaceae. The record is from the annotation of a GenBank genome assembly.
AUGGCUUCCAACGACGAUAGCCGCUCCACCGACAAUAAGGCUUCCAUCGCCCUCCUGCGCCGGAGACCACGUCCACUUCGUCCAUCACGUCGACCUGGAGGCUGGAGCCGGUGCCAGGCACCGGUCUCGAUGACGGUGGCUACAGCAGCGUCUGGCGUGGAGUGGGAGCACGGCGGCGACUUCAACUUCAAUAUCGAAGACUUCAACUUCUACGUCGACGAGAGCAUGCUGCGAUACGAGCCGGAGCCGGGGCUGCAGCAGCCAACAAUCGCCGAGCCGGAGCAUGACGACCAGUUCAUCCAGCUACCGUGUGGUCCGGUGUUGGCUGCCGAAGCCUGCACCGUCGGAGAUAUGCUCGGCCCGGAGACUGCCGUGCAGCGAGGCGCAGAGUCGAAGCAUGAGCACGGCGACAAAUUAAAGACUUGA